Molecule: messenger RNA, 507 nt
Organism: Hyaloscypha bicolor E
Lineage: Eukaryota; Fungi; Ascomycota; Leotiomycetes; Helotiales; Hyaloscyphaceae
Exons: 1
Coding region: 1-507 (168 amino acids)
Molecular function (GO): oxidoreductase activity
Source: RefSeq, a predicted model, not a curated record
AUGACACGAGAAGAAUUCUCAACCCACUGGUUCACAAAACACGCCCCUCUCAUUGUCCCUUUCUUCCUAGAUCUAGGUGUACAACAUUAUGAACAGGUCCGUUCCCCCCUUCUAUCAUCCCAGCUCUGUUUCUCAUCUGUUCAUCUCACGCGACCAAAACAGAUACACGGCCCUCUCACCACCACCUCACCUACCUUCACUACCCUAGUGUCAACCUACGAUGGCGCAGCCGGGAUGCCCUCUCAAUCAGACCUCCAUAACUUCCCACCUCCUUCAUUAGCGAAGUGGAAAUUGGCUUAUUACCGCGAAGUGAUAUUAGUUGACGAGCGCCGCUUCCUGGUAUCUGAGGCAAUGCAGCAUAUUCAUCGAGUCCCACCGAUGACGGUGGACGGCGAAAGGAAGGUUGUGAUUCAUGAUAGGAAAUGUCUCAUCAAUGUCCCAGAAAGCGUUUUGGAGGUGUGGAGGAGUUAUGAGGCGAAGGGGUGUGCGGAGGAGAAGGAGACGUGA